Panonychus citri (citrus red mite) is the source of this 743-nucleotide messenger RNA. RefSeq lists its product as uncharacterized. Gene Ontology annotation, cellular component: ribosome; mitochondrial small ribosomal subunit. The transcript has 3 exons. Gene Ontology annotation, molecular function: structural constituent of ribosome; small ribosomal subunit rRNA binding. The record is from RefSeq and is a predicted model, not a curated record. Bases 102 to 602 code for a protein of 166 amino acids. NCBI's taxonomy places the organism in Eukaryota, Metazoa, Arthropoda, Arachnida, Trombidiformes, Tetranychidae. Gene Ontology annotation, biological process: mitochondrial translation.
UAAACAUUUUCAUCUCAUGUGUUUGUUUUUUUUGAGAAUUUAUUAAAUUGUUGAUUUUGUUUGGUUAAUUGUGAUUAAAAAAUUUCCACUUUUGGAUAGUUAUGAUUUUGAACAGAAUCAGCUCAAGAUUAUCUCCGAUCCAUGGAGGUUUUUCGGUGUAUAGAAGUAUUUCCACUUCUUCAGUGAAUAAUGUUCGCAAAUUGGUCGUUGAGGAGACGGAAAAUGCUACAAUUGUCAAAGGAGUUGAAAUAGAAUCGGAUCGAAAAGAGUCUCUAAUCAAAGUGAAUGAAAAUCACAACAAAGCUUGUCCUCUUUGUAGAUUGAAUUUGAAAAAUUUAAACUAUUCUGAUAUUCUGAUAACUGGUCAAUUCCUUAAUUCCAAUGGUAAAAUGAUGUCCAAAGAGGAGACACAACUUUGCAAUCGACAAUAUAGUCUAGUGAGUAGACUGAUCUAUCAAGCUCAACAAUGCCGAUUGUUACCUCGACCCGAUAAUUGGCCUCAACCAGCUGGAACUUAUGAUGAAAUGAACAGUUACUUUAUGUUCCCAUAUAAGAAGCGAGAUAAUCCAUGGACUAUGGUUCAAGAAAAAUACUGGAAAUAGAUUAACGAAAUUGAUGGUAAAUCAAUUAAGUCAAUUGGACACGAAAAAAAAAACAAAAUUUGCUAGUUUGUGAGUUGAAGUAAACUAUUGAAUUCUAAUCAAAAUUAAAUGACAAUUGAUCAUAUUGUCAAUUUGUAUUGA